GAGUGACUUCCUGACAUCAGGCUCCUGGGAAGACACUCUCUCCCUAGCAUCAAGCGAUCACAUGGGUACCGGAUAUGACGCCGCCGACUGCGAGCCAAUUGUUCUCGUCCUUAUUGUCUUUCGGAUAAUCACAGCCUCAGUCACGUCCGUCGCCGUACUCAAAAGAUGGAGGCGACCGGCUCCCCGAGAAAUCGCUUACCCUUUCUCCCCUCCUCGCCAGCACACAAUUCUCUAUGAGAGAUGGCCGAACUGGGUCAGCGGUGCCCUCCGAUCGAUCACACUUUGCACUUGUCUUCAAGACCCUUGGGCGAGAGCCUCAGCGCUGAGCGCUGUCCCUCCGCCAUACCGAUCAAUCUCGUCAAUAUUGAUGACCUCGUCAUAUCACGCGUGAACUGUAGGACAGACGCCGAUCUGCGUUCCCGCAAACUAAAGACUCAGCCCGCGAGUUGCUACGUAGAUCGCCUACCUCCCGAGCUGCUAUGUGCCAUCUUCCUGAUGUGCGGCCAUACCGAGGAGGAGUUCAACUAUCCCCGCGAAAACAUGUUCCGAGCCUACCGAGGACGAGCGCGGAACCCGCAGCUUCUCUACAGCCGAGCCGCGGUCUCCCUUGGCUAUGUUUGCGCGCGCUGGUUCGCUCUCACACGUGGCUUUCCACAACUCUGGACGAUGGUGGACAUAUGCGCACCUGAGCCAUGCGAUACCGCUAAUCUGAAACGGUGCAUACGGUACUCCAGUGGCCUCCCUCUGACGAUGAGACUGCACGAGCGCCCUUACGCGCUUCCUUACACACGCGCAAUCAUUGCGCAAGCUUGCCGAAACUUCAUGCGAACCGUGGCUUCGGUCGCUUCACGCUGGCAGGAGAUAUCUAUACUCUCUCUCAAUGAGUCACUCGCACUCGAGGAGCUGCUGGAACCUCUCCUAUCCGUCCCCGUGGACGCCUACAGAUGUCCACAACGCGCAACCAUGUGGCGCUGGGAUGCUGGUACCAACGGCCCUGUCACUGUACGCUUAUGGGAAAUGUUCUUCGCAUCGCCCAGCAUCCGAACAGCGCAAUGGUUCGCCGUCUCCUUGCACGUUCCUUCACAUGCCCUCUCGAAGCUCACGCAUAUUGGCGCGAACCACAUUCCACCAGAGAAAAUACUGGAAUUACUUCGCCAUUGCCCCCAGGUUGAGGUAUUCCAGGUGACACCGAACAGAACGAUACAAGGCAACUACCUUUGCACGGAUGUCGUACCAGCACUGCCCGCACCAAUCAGCCUGCCGCGGCUGCGUCAGCUCAUGCUGAGUCACAUGCCCGUCUGGACGAACUUCUUCGACAGUAUAACAGCACCUAGGCUGGAUAGAUUGGAUAUCGCGUAUUCGGGCGUACAGGCGAGUGCAAUAGAAUGCAUGCUAAUGCGUUCGCGAGCCCGUUUGUCCAUGCUAGCAUUCCGCUACCUGUACAAAGGUACCACGGACGGAUGUGCAGCCCUUCUGCGCUCCUCGCCAUUGCGGCAUCUACGCAUACUCUUCUACGAAGUUUCGUCGAAAGAAGGGGAGGGCGUAAUUGAGGACUUCGACCCUGCACCUGUUCUGCCUUCCCAGUGUGGAUUGAUCACGGACGAUUUCGAGUACGCAGAGCACACAUAUACAUUGCUGUCGUAAUCUUAUGGUGGGAUAUAUAUAUAUGUAUCGACGUCC
This is a messenger RNA of Schizophyllum commune H4-8, 1680 nucleotides long. RefSeq lists its product as uncharacterized. The record is from RefSeq and is a predicted model, not a curated record. The transcript is spliced from 4 exons. Lineage: Eukaryota; Fungi; Basidiomycota; Agaricomycetes; Agaricales; Schizophyllaceae. The coding region runs from base 241 to 1644 and encodes 467 amino acids.